Messenger RNA from Tinamus guttatus (white-throated tinamou), 360 nucleotides. NCBI's taxonomy places the organism in Eukaryota, Metazoa, Chordata, Aves, Tinamiformes, Tinamidae. The record is from RefSeq and is a predicted model, not a curated record.
AUGGCCUGGAAAACAGUUAGCAGGAAGCGGAAAGCGGCGGUGGCUGCCGCCGGGGAGCUCCAAGAGGAGCAGUAUGGGUGGGAUCAUUCAGUUCACAAACGGAAAAGGCUCCCCCCCGUGAAAAGGUCUUUGGUUUGCUACCUGAAAGGGAGAGAGGUCAGGAUGCAGAAUGAGUCCAGUUACCAUCACCUGUUGCAUGGAUAUGCAGCUCAGCAGCUUCCCAGCCUCCUGAAAGAGAGGGAAUUUCAUCUUGGGACCCUGAAUAAAGUGUUUGCUUCCCAGUGGCUGAACCACCGACAAGUGGUUUGUGGGACAAAAUGCAACACAGUUUUUGCCAUUGUACGCUUUAGUUCUGAGUAA